GGCCAUUCCACGUAGUGGCGGCGCGAGCCCGGGGCGUUAAACUGCCGCUGCGGAUGCGGCGUGAAAUGCUGGAGCUCGUCUUCCUAUGUUUGCACGUCAGAUAUCAAGUUUUGUCAAGCGACUAGUCUGGUCAAGUGCUGUGCCACCACCUGAACCCAGUGCUGCUGGUGCUUAGAGAGCUUGAACUGAAAUCAGAGGCUGUGAUUCAGCAGGAACUAAACAAGAUAAACGCGAUGGCAGGACCAAGACCAGUGGUAAUCAGUGGACCCUCUGGUGCAGGCAAGAGCACCCUCCUGAAGCUACUUCUCAAGGAGUAUGAACGAGUUUUUGGAUUCAGUGUCUCACAUACAACAAGAAAUCCAAGGUCGGGUGAAGAAAAUGGCAUAGAUUACCAUUUUGUGUCGAGGGAAGAAAUGGUUCGUGGUAUUGAAGCUGGAGAAUUUAUAGAGAGUGCAGAGUUCUCGGGUAACCUGUAUGGAACAAGUAAAGCAGCGGUGCAGGCCGUUCAAGCCAAGAACCAAAUCUGCAUUCUUGAUGUAGAUAUGCAGGGUGUGAAGAGCAUCAAGAAGACAGACUUAUCCCCAAUCUACCUUUCCAUUCAGCCACCUUCAUUUGAAGUUUUGGAAGAACGGCUGAGGCAAAGGAAAACAGAAUCUGCAGAAAGUCUACAAAAGAGACUAUUAGCAGCAAAAUUAGACAUGGAAUUCAGUAAACAGCCUGGUAUGUUUGAUGUUGUAAUAAUAAAUGAUCAUUUAGAGGAUGCCUAUUCCCAGUUGAGAUCAGUUCUUCUUGAGGAAAUCAAAAAGGCAACAGCCUUGCAGAACUGAAGUGGUUCCAAGCGCCAUUCCAUUCAUUUUGAAAGUUCUAUUCCAGCAAAUUAAAGUAGGAAGGAUGAAAAUGCCUCUUUUACAAGCUUUUAUAAAGUUAGUUUGUGUUGGUGUAUUUUUGUUAAGCAAAAAUAAUGAAUUUCCAGUUUGUAUAUUUUUAUUAGGGAAUACCUCUUGAUAGAAAAGACACUUAAUAUAAUAAUUAGCCCUAUCUAUUUAUGCAGAAAUUACUCAUACAACUUUUUGGGUGUUUAAUCAUCUGUUGGAAUUUGUUAUUAAUGACAUACACUGCAUUGUAUCUUGGGACACUUUAUAAUGAGAAAGUGAUCAUGAUUGGACCAAAUGCAGAAGAUAUUGGACUUGGGUCAGAACAUUUGAACCCACAUAAUUUACUCUUGUCUAUAUGAAGUGCUGAAAUAGAAGAACUAUUCUAUUAUGUGAUUGUUUGAAUUUCAUGUAUUACUUGAGGUAGAAUUCAAUGUAAAGUUGGUCUAGUUAUCUAUGUACACAUGACCUUUUCAGGGAUAUAAAGAAAUUCAGGGAGGGGGAACAUUAUUCAUUGUGUGAGACAGAUGAAGUCUUCAUUUGUCUGGAUGAGAGCAGCUUCAAAAACACAAGAAGCUUAAAACUGUACAGGACAUUGCACAUCUACAACCAUGCACCACUCCACAAUAUUUGCAGUUUGUACCAUUUAUAAGAUGCACUGAACCAAUGGGCAAGAAAGAUAACACCAUCCACAAGUUGCCCUCUAAGUCAGGGGUUCUGUGGACCACUUGCUUAAUGGUAUUAGCCCAUGGUAUAUGAAGUUUUGGGAACCCGUAGUCUAGGUCAUUCAGAUUUAGAAAUGUAUGACAGUUUGUUCACUAUCACACAGAGCUCUUGGUUAUCACUAAUAACCACUGUAGCGGUUGAAGAAGGUAGUUCACUGCUACCUUCUCAAGGGCAACUGGGAAUGAGUAAUUAAAUGGUGGCUCAGCCCGUGGAACUGACAUCUGUAUUGUCCUCUCAUAUGAGGUUAUUAACUUUUCUGGAAGAACAGAAGAGCAAAAAAAUUGUUCGAGGAAAGAGACUGGGAACUGUAGUGUGGAAGAGUCUGUUCUCAUGCAUGAAUGAAUGAAUUACUGGCAGAAAGUGUAUAUAACUAAUCCUAGAAAUCUGAAAUAAAAAUGCUCAAGAACUGCAUGUUUAUGUGUUAGUUAUGCUAACAUUAUAGUUUACCAGGUUGCUUUCAGAGAUGAAGAAUUAGUCUCCGAAGGAAAGGAUAGGCAUUUAGAAGAAAGAGAUGUGAUUUUGUUGAAAUAUUCUGAGAGAAUCAGACAGAGAACAAAGCUUCAGAAUACAGGAGCGCUCUUUAAAAUGGUGUUAGAAGAGGAUAAGUUUCUUCCCUCAAAGGAUUACCUGUUUUUUGGAUUCAUCUUCUCAAGAGUGGUGGAGGUAGAUUCACGGCAGAUUCGAAGCUGAUGAAGACAUAUUUAUGGACUAGAGUGGUGACUAACUACAUGUAACAAGCAAGAAAGUGAUCUUGAAACCAAAGUCAGAUCAGUCAUGGUUUUAUUGAAUGGUGCAGUAGAUCUGAAAUGCCUCCUGAACUAUUCUUGCUUUUGUUCUUAAUAACAUCUCAAAUUUUAAUAAACUGUGAAAUUUACAAACAGCAAAAGUUUAUUAAAAUAAUAAAAACACUUCCACACAUACAAUCUUUGUAACUGCAUGCAGAUUAAAGAGUUGUAUUAUUCUAAGUUGGAAGCAUUCUUAAACAGACUUUG
Hypanus sabinus (Atlantic stingray) is the source of this 2590-nucleotide messenger RNA. It is a transcript of the gene guk1a, whose product is annotated as guanylate kinase 1a. The record is from RefSeq and is a predicted model, not a curated record. Gene Ontology annotation, molecular function: GMP kinase activity. NCBI's taxonomy places the organism in Eukaryota, Metazoa, Chordata, Chondrichthyes, Myliobatiformes, Dasyatidae. The coding region runs from base 234 to 827 and encodes 197 amino acids. Gene Ontology annotation, biological process: purine nucleotide metabolic process. Gene Ontology annotation, cellular component: cytosol. The transcript has 9 exons.